Gadus macrocephalus (Pacific cod) is the source of this 4330-nucleotide messenger RNA. It is a transcript of the gene cd34, whose product is annotated as CD34 molecule. The record is from RefSeq and is a predicted model, not a curated record. Gene Ontology annotation, cellular component: membrane. Lineage: Eukaryota; Metazoa; Chordata; Actinopteri; Gadiformes; Gadidae. The transcript is spliced from 7 exons. The coding region runs from base 1658 to 2635 and encodes 325 amino acids. Gene Ontology annotation, biological process: cell adhesion.
AAGAUCAGCUCAUGAAAACAGUGUGUUGGAGCAGGUCCAAGGUUGUGUUGUAAUACGGGGUGAGUGUGUUAUGUAUACCCCUGGUGUGUUUGUGUUGGGACUGGACAUCAAUGGGGUGGUCUCCCUGCUCCAGGGGCUUGGGAGCAGCCAUCAGAGACACUCUCGGCUGGGGUUUCUGGGGGGAUCUGUGACCAUCGAUGCAUGGUUCUAAGGGUGACUGAUACAGAACCAUGCAGUCAUCAGAGAUUCACACCACCUGGUCUUUCUUCACAACAUACACAUCAUUUUCGGGGCCAAACAUGCAUUCCCCUUGCUUGUACUGUACUAUUAAAUAAUAAAUCAUUACGUUAAUAAACACAGAUGAUGUAAUAGAUAUUGAUUUUAAUAACACAGUUAAGUAUUUAUGAUUUAUUCCAGCAUACAUCAAUAAAAUAUUUAUGAAGAGCUCUGCACAGUUUUUUACUACUAAAUAAAUCACCAUGCAGGCUACACAAACAUUAUACAAUGUCCAUAAUAUAGACACCAUAACACACACAUUUAUCCGUGUUCUGUUGGCAUUAACAGCUCUAGAGAAGUGACGUCACAGUCAUUACUGCUGAGGCUGCUACAGCACCUUCACAUGGGCAGGAACACAUACUGUCUCAUUCUGGAGUCAGUCACCGUCAAAUUGCCCCAUUACACGAUCCAUAAUAUAGUAUAAUAGUAUAAUUAGGGGCAGCAAAGUCAAGGUGUUUGAAUCCAAGCCAAAGCUUCUGGGUUCUCAACCCAAUGUCCACAGCCUGUAGGAAUCCUUGAGCGAUGUUAGACUGCCUGCCGCUCCUUAAUGGAACCAAAAAAGGCUCUUCUGGAACAUAACACUGGUAGACCUUUUCAACGACAUUUGUGAAUAAUACCGGCCAUUUUGACCCCACCCGCGCCUCACAUGAGCUGUGCUUUAUUUUGAAGACCUAUUCACCUCAGCCAUGCUAGGGACUGGGAGGAAGCCCUCCCUUAAACACAACUCGAUCCUCUUAUUGUAGGAACAAGAUCUCUUCCAGAGAUGGGUGUGGUACCAGGGAACCGAGACCUCAUGACACAACUGUUCAUUCCCCUGGCCUGCAGCCAGAGAGUGCCUUUCUAUUUGGCUAAUUAUCAAUUAGUUUCAAUUCUUGGCCAAGCACACGCUGAAUGGAUCUGGUGGGCCUGGGUCUCCCAGGCUUGGUCUCUAUCCAGCCGGCUGCACAUGAUCACACUCACACACACACACACACACACACACACACACACACACACACACACACACACACACACACACACACACACACACACACACACACACACACACACACACACACACACAAACACACACACACACACACACACACACACACACACACACUACUUUGGUUUUACAUUGAAAUUGAAGUGUGUUUUCAUCUUCAGGUGAUUUUCAGAACAUGAAAAAUAAAUAUUGCCUUCAUUAGGCUGACUUCAGAUUGAAUGUUGAUUGUUAAAGACAAUCGAAAAUGGCUGUCUCGAAGCCAUUCUUUUCUCACUGAGCCUCCAGCUGCCCUUUAAGGUCUCUACUAUAUUCAACGUACAUUGAUGUUCUCACUCAUCAUGUCUUUGUUUGUUUCUCUUGUCUCCUUUCCUCUGCGAACCAUUUUCAGGUGGUUUGAUGUGUCUAGGGGGUGAAACAGAGGCUCCCACGGUGAUGGACGCCUCCUUGGAUGCUACCACAGGAGCCCCAGACAGCCCGGCCCCAGUGGUCCCAGAGGCCACCUCUGAGACCCCCGUCAAGGCUGACGCCACGACCGGCGCGGUCACCGGGCCGCCGCUGGCCGUCUCCGUCAUCACCGACGUCGGCAGCCUGCUGGAGGUGGCGGCCCAGGAGACCGGCAAGAGCACCCCGGAGCCCGCCGCAGUCCCGUCCGACGCCACCGACGCCCCGGCCGCCCCGACGGACCUCGAGACGAAGGCCCCCGAGACGAAGGCCCCCCUGAAGCUGGUGGUGCCCGUGGUCAACUGUGUGGUGAAGGAGGGCAUCAAAGCCGAACACGUCAAGGCUGUCGUGACAACCAGCAACUGUGAGGAGACGAUGGUGGCCCUGCGGGCAGCUCCUGCGGCCUGGUGUGCAGGAGAGGUCUGCCGUCUGGACGUCUCCCAGGAUGGCAACACCAUCCUGGUGGCCAGCCCCGAUGCUACACCUAGUGUUAUCAAAGCGGCUCUUCAGGGUGAGAAGAUCAAAGAGUCGUUGGGCGUGUCAGGGGUGGAGUCCAGCUCGUCGGGCCCUGGGGCCUCGGUGUUCGUGGGGGUCCUGCUCACCGGCCUGCUGGUGGCCGCCGGACUCAUCGGAGGCUACUUCUUCAAGAACCGUCGCACCCCCGGAGACAAGGGCACCCGACUGGCGGAGGAGGCCUACCCGGUGGACGUGGAGAACCAGGGCAACACGCUGGUGUCCGUGGCCCCCCUAAACCCCCCUCCCGAGACCCAGGAGCCCGCCGAGACCACCGAGAUCCCGGAGCCCAAGGAGCCGGCAGAGGUCCCGGAGAAGCCCAUCGAGAACGGAGAGGCCCCCGAGGAGGUGAAGGUGGACCCCCCGCCGCCCACCAACGGCACCUCCACCGCUGCCAAGACAGCGGACACUGAGCUGUAACAACACUAAACCACCAUAGGGUAGACACCCCUACCCCGGAAAACACACACACACACACACACACACACACAUACACACGCACACAGACACACAGACACACACACACACACACACACACACACACACACACACACACACACACACACACGCACACACACGCACAUGAUAAAUGUCCACCUCCCCAUCCCGUCCACUCUCUCCGAGAUUCCCGACACCAACCCUCUUUCCACUGGAGGAACACAAGAGCCAGGAGCACAGUGGACAUGCUAAACUUGAACCAUCCUUCACCCCCUCCCUCCCUCCCCCCCCUCCCUCCCUCCCCCCAACCCCAAUCAUUCUGUCAGGGCCUCUCCUCCCCCUAUCGUGUAACCAGCCCUGCUACUAAACCAGCCGUCCUCCUCACAGAAGACGUUACGCCACAAAGGAAUUGGGUUGAUUGCGUUCUGGGUUCAGCAUUCUGGGGUCGCUGGCGUUGUGUGGCUGGGUGUGUGACUGGCUGUGUUUUACGAGGGUUAUUAAGAAUGAUGACACCGGCCUCAGGAGUCACUGUGUCUCUCUCUGUCCACGCCCAAUACAAGCGGUCCCUCGGCACUUCGUCAGCCUUAACUCGUUGGCCACACCUUCUUCUAUCCAUAACGCAAGCACAAUUUUCUUAAUAACCCCCCCCCCCCCGCGCCCCCCCUUCCCCGCCCUGGUUGAGUGGAAAGGCAGAGGCCUGGACAACCAACCCCUCUGAAAGUAUUCUUUAGGGCUCUGACCUUAGACUAGAGUUGUGAUGUGAUGUGUGUCUGUGUCUGUACGCAAAUCAGUAUACCCAUGGGUCAUGCAGUGGUACAUUCCAAAUAAAGGUGUGGGUGUGUGUGCUCAUGUGUGCGUGUAUGUGUGUGUGUCUUUUGUGUACGUGUGCGUUAUGUGAGACAGAGAGAGACAGUGAGAGAAAGGAAGAGUGAAUGUCUUUUUUGUAUCUAUACUGGCAUGGUAUGUAUGUAUCCUUAUACAUCAACAUUGUUUCCAUAUCCCCAUUUGUGCUCCGUUUGACAUUUCCUUUCGGGUACCGUGCCCGGAUGUGCAUCGCAUGACAGUAGCACAACAGAGCCGUACAGAUGUGUACAACCAGUUGACAAAGUGAUGGUAAGAAGCCACGGGGGCUUUAAUCCCAACGCAACAAGAAGACCCUACAAUCACCCCUCCCACGAGACGCUCUAUGCACCUCAUCACUGCAACAAGACCUGCCAGCCUCUCCGAGACCAGUCUGAUUCAGACAGAAGGUCCACCAGCCUUCUGUCUGUGGCGCCUCGGGCCCCCGAGACCGAGGCAGGGGCCCCCCCACCCGAGGGAGGGCCGCAUUUUUGUCACUGCUGCCGAAUAUGUUGUCAGUAUUAUAGUUUUUUGAUACCUAUUCUCUCUUUGUAAUAGCGUUUUUUUUUUGCAGAACAGUGAUGUAAAAUAUGGCGAUUGGACUGUUUUGGUUUUCUUUUUCUCGUGCUGUGUACUCACGUGCUUUGUUUUGUGCCAAAUGGUUAUACUUGAUUGCUUUUUGAAUAAAAUAAAAAAAGGAAGAGAGGAACAUUUGGAAUAACCGUUUUGUUUGGCCCCUUCAUAAUGUAAGCCCUGUGAUGUAACGAAAAAGAUCAUGGAAAAGGAGACAAUGAACAACAUUUAAUAAAAUCUUUUUUCCAUUUUCCCAAAAAACAA